This is a messenger RNA of Zalophus californianus (California sea lion), 1287 nucleotides long. It is a transcript of the gene GDF2, whose product is annotated as growth differentiation factor 2. Gene Ontology annotation, biological process: SMAD protein signal transduction; BMP signaling pathway. Gene Ontology annotation, cellular component: extracellular region. Gene Ontology annotation, molecular function: growth factor activity; cytokine activity. The transcript is spliced from 2 exons. The coding region runs from base 1 to 1287 and encodes 428 amino acids. The record is from RefSeq and is a predicted model, not a curated record. NCBI's taxonomy places the organism in Eukaryota, Metazoa, Chordata, Mammalia, Carnivora, Otariidae.
AUGUGCUGCAGGGCGCUCUGGGUGGUCCUGCCUGUGCUCUCCCUGCUGGCGGGCUGUGCGCCAGGGAAGCCCCUGGAGAGCCGGGGGCGGGCGGCGGCGGGGGGAGAUGCCCACCGCUUUCUCGGGGGGCCCGGAGGUGAGCGGGAGGGGGGCACCUUCGACCUGAGGAUGUUCCUGGAGAACAUGAAGGUGGAUUUCCUGCGCAGCCUCAAUCUCAGCGGUGUCCCUUCCCAGGACAAAACCCGAGCGGAGCCACCCCAGUACAUGAUCGACCUGUACAACAGAUACACCACCGACAAGUCCAAGACCCCCGCGUCCAACAUCGUGCGCAGCUUCAGCGUGGAAGAUGCUGUCUCUAUCACAGCCACAGAAGACUUCCCCUUCCAGAAGCACAUCUUGCUCUUCAACAUCUCGAUUCCUAGGCAUGAGCAGAUCACCAGGGCCGAGCUCCGACUCUAUGUCUCCUGCCAAAGUCAUGUAGUCGCUUCCCAUGAGCUGAGAGGCAACAUGGCCAUUUAUGACGUCCUGGAUGGAGCAGAUGCCUGGGAUGCUUCUGCAGGAACCAAGACAUUCCUCGUGUCCCAGGAUAUUUUGGAUGAGGGCUGGGAGACCUUUGAGGUCUCCAGUGCUGUGAAGCGGUGGGUCAGAGCAGACUCUACCAAGAGCAAAAAUAAACUGGAAGUGACUGUGGAGAGUCACAGGAAGGGCUGUGACAAGCUGGAUAUCAGUGUCCCCCCAGGCUCCAAAAACCUGCCCUUCUUCGUUGUCUUCUCCAACGACCGCAGCAAUGGGACCAAGGAGACCAGGAGGGAGCUCCGGGAGAUGAUCAGCCAUGAACAGGACAGUAUGCUCAAGAAGUUGUCCAAGAAUGGUCCAGCAGAGGCAGGUGAUAAUAAGGAUGAGCACGGGGAAGGUCACACGGCCACAGGGUCAUCUUUAGCCAGACGGAAGAGGAGUGCUGGGGCCAACAACCACUGUCAGAAGACCUCCCUGCGGGUGAACUUCGAGGACAUCGGCUGGGACAGCUGGAUCAUUGCACCCAAGGAGUACGAUGCUUUCGAAUGUAAAGGUGGCUGCUUCUUCCCCUUGGCUGAUGACGUGACGCCAACGAAGCACGCCAUUGUGCAGACCCUGGUGCAUCUCAAGUUCCCCAUGAAGGUGGGCAAGGCCUGCUGUGUGCCCACCAAACUGAGCCCCAUCUCCAUCCUCUACAAGGAUGACAUGGGAGUCCCCACCCUCAAGUACCACUAUGAAGGGAUGAGCGUGGCAGAGUGUGGGUGCAGGUAG